This is a messenger RNA of Oncorhynchus kisutch (coho salmon), 3058 nucleotides long. RefSeq names its product biotinidase (gene btd). The transcript is spliced from 7 exons. Gene Ontology annotation, molecular function: hydrolase activity, acting on carbon-nitrogen (but not peptide) bonds, in linear amides. Bases 463 to 2106 code for a protein of 547 amino acids. NCBI's taxonomy places the organism in Eukaryota, Metazoa, Chordata, Actinopteri, Salmoniformes, Salmonidae. The record is from RefSeq and is a predicted model, not a curated record.
ACUCCGCACAGUAAGUAGGAGCCGGCAAUACAGCAAUAGUCUGCCAUAAAACCUUAAAGAAGAAGAAGACAGGGCAGUAGAAACAACAACAAACAUUUAUUAGAUAUAGCUACAGUAGCUAGUUAAUGUAACAACAACGGGUUAAUCUUGCAUCCAUUCUAUCAACAGCUAUACUUUUGUGAAACAGGUCAGAAUUAGAAACAACCUCGCGGUUUUAUUUGAACAACAAACAUUUAUUAGAUAUAGCUACAGUAGCUAGUUAAUGUAACAACAACGGGUUAAUCUUGCAUCCAUUCUAUCAACAGCUAUACUUUUGUGAAACAGGUCAGAAUUAGAAACAACCUCGCGGUUUUAUUUGUUUAACGAGUGUUGAGAACUUUGGACUGAGUGACCAUUGAACUCGUACUGACCGGUCCUCCCUAUCAGAGUUCCCUAUCUAUCCCGGGCUCUGGUCAGUCAGCCAUGGCCCUCCGUGUCCUCCAGGCCGUGGCGGCGGUGGCUGUUCUUUGUCGGUUCCCCGUAACGUUAACUCGGGCUGGGGAUAAGUCAGAGGGGACUCCCGGCCAAUCCUACGUGGCUGCGGUAUACGAGCACCGGGUUAUUCUGAACCCGGAGCCGCACGUACCUCUGUCCCGGGCCGCGGCGCUCAAGCACAUGAUGAGCAACCUGGAUGUGUACGAGGAGCAGGCCGCGCGAGCUGCGGAACAGGGGGCUCAGAUCAUAGUAUUUCCAGAGGAUGGUCUUCAGGGGUUUAACUUCAGUCGUCUGUCCAUCUUUGCUUACCUAGAGACCAUCCCUGACCCACAGUCUGAGGACUGGAACCCCUGUACACAGACAGACAGACACACCCACACUGAGGUCCUCCAGAGGUUGAGCUGCAUGGCUCGACGUCACCGUCUUUACCUGGUGGCCAACAUGGCUGACCUCCAGCCCUGCUGCCAGACCUCUCACCCCACCUGCCCCCCCGAUGGGCGCUGGCAGUUCAACACUGAUGUAGUCUUCAGGCGGGAUGGUUCCCUGGCGGCACGCUAUCACAAACACAACCUGUACUUUGAGAAGGCCUUCGAUGCCCCGCCCACACUAGAGGUGGUGACCUUUGACACUCCGUUCGCCGGACGGUUUGGAGUGUUCACCUGCUUCGACAUCCUGUUCCAUGACCCUACCAUCAGACUACUGGAGCAGGGUGUCAGACAGAUGGUCUACCCUACAGCCUGGAUGAACCAGCUUCCUCUGUUGUCAGCCGUUCAGUUCCAGAGAGCCUUCAGUCUGGGAGCUAACACCACUCUGCUGGCGGCUAACAUCAGGGCAGACAGCCUGGGUAUGACAGGAAGUGGCAUCUUCACCCCUGGUACUGCCAUCUACCACCAUGCCAGGGCUGGGCAGCCAGAGGAGGGGAGGCUGCUGGUGCUGAGGAUACCUGUACUGGACACUGCCUGGCUGGGAACAGAGACGAGGGCCAAGGGGCAGGCAGGAGGAGAGGGAGAGGGGGAGGCAGGAGGAGAGGGGGAGGCAGGAGGAGAGGGGGAGGCAGGAGGAGAGACUGAGAGCCAACACUGCCAGGAGGAUUCUCUCUCUACCUCUCCUCCUGCCUUCUCUGCCUCAUCCCCCUCUCCUCCUGCCUUCUCUCCCUCAUCCCCCUUUCCUUUCACCUCCUCUAUGAUGUAUGAUCCCUUCUCCUUCCUCCUGCUGAGUGGUUCAGAGGGCCAGCUGACUGUGUGUGACGGUCCUUUCUGCUGCCACCUGCACUACCGACGCUCCCCACAGGGGGGCAAUACGGAGCUCUAUGCUCUAGGAGCGUUCUCUGGCACUCACACGGUUAACGGACGCUACAAUGUACAGGUGUGCGCGUUGGUCCGCUGUUUGGGGUCGGAGGUCAGCUCCUGUGGACAGGAAGUGGAGGAGGCAGAGUCGAGAGUUGACUUCCUAUUGGAGGGGGAGUUCGGAACCCGUCACGUUUACCCGUCGUUGCUAGGUAGCGGCAUGGUUCUAGAACAACCUGACCAGGUCAAGACGACCGCAGAUGGUCGCGUGGCCAUGGAACACUCAGGGAUGACCGUCGGACUAGUGACGGCAUGUCUCUACGGCAGGGUGUACGACCAGGACUAAGGUGUGUGAGAGAGAGGUUGCGGUCCAAACACUUAAGAUACACCCUCGUCCACUUACCCUCGCCUUAUGCCCUUGGGGAAAUCUCCGUCGCCAUCUUGGAGGUCUUUCCAAAUGAUUAGCCAAGCAAGGGAAGUUAGCAAACGUAAGCCCCUCAGCCCUCGUUUUUAGUCGGCUUAGCUAGUGUACAAUAAUGUUCCCUCCUGGGCCCGAAACUCCCCAUAAUUCAAUUCACGACAAUUGUACAUCUUGUCAGCGAAAACUUAUAAACAACAUCAAUGGAGAAGUCAACAUAAAAACAGUAAAAACAAAUGAGUUAGAAAUUGUGCUACUAAUGCACAUGACGGCACAAACACAUCUCGUAAAAAGUCCAUAUGUUUCUGUUUGGUUAUCUUUUGGAAAUUGUAGAGAAAAAAUAUAUAUAUAUUCUUCAGAAGUUCCAGCUGGGUAGGCUAACAUUACUUAGCCAAUUAAUUUACUAGCUCUCAUACAGUAGGCGUAUAUUAAUAAUUAUACAUUUAAUAUAAGUAGACAUGCACUCAUAAUUGACUUUAGUGCAUAUAACGCACCCACAAGCUACCGGUGGCUGAAAACACAGUCAUCGCUGGAUGAACGAGUGACGAAUUUCCAGCCAAGUCCAUUUAAAAAUCAUCCCUUCGUCCCUUGCCCCUUGAAUACUCGUCAGACGUCAUCAGAAGUGUCCACUUAAUUUGAGGGUUGAGGGGAUAGGGUGUGUCUUAAGUGUUGGGACUGCAACCAGGGAGAGAGAGAGUGAGAGAGGGUGUGUGUUUUGGUUAAAUGAUUGUGUGGUCCCAUAAAGUGAACCAAUCUUCUACCUCAGUAAAUAAGUGUUCUCUUUUGUCCUCCGUCCUGUUUCUGAACUGUAUCCAUGACACCCUAUUCUGCAAUGUUGUCGUGGGUUACGCCAAAUAAAAAUAUGAUUCACCAACAAUAA